Molecule: messenger RNA, 894 nt
Organism: Colletotrichum acutatum
Lineage: Eukaryota; Fungi; Ascomycota; Sordariomycetes; Glomerellales; Glomerellaceae
Exons: 1
Coding region: 346-804 (152 amino acids)
Source: RefSeq, a predicted model, not a curated record
GGGGGGUAAGAUGAUGCCGAAUUGAGUCAAAAGACGACAUGCACUUGUGACCAACAUGUUUCUCCACAUCCCACUUUCCAGACCCCAAUUUGGGGGCUUAGGUACUUUGUGACUAAUCGCCCUGAUUUAUGUCAAUCCCGGGGUCCUGGUUCUGGUAAUCCCGCCGAGCCCGUCCAACGACGCUCCGCGGUCAACCAGCCACCAGUCUGCCGGAAUACAAACAGAAUGACCAGCACACCAAAACACAUGCGACCAUACCCACUGGAGAACUCGGGAUCCCGUCCGCUCUCCCACUGAUAAACCAGCGAGGGCCAGAGUAGUAGUCGGGUCGGAGACGACCGGCGAAUGCCUGGUGUUGCAUGUUUUAUUUUUGGUGAGAUUUUGUCCAUGCUUAUUGUCUUAUGGAGACUCCUAGGGCAAGCAAGUCAGAGGGUGUUGGUGUUGGUAUUGGUAUUGUGUGAGUGUGAUAGUGAUAGUGAUAGUGUAAGGGAGUGUGUGUGUGUGGAAACAGCCAGCCAUCACCGUGCCACCGCCCGAGGCACAGGAAGGAAGAGGGGGGAGGAACCGGAGACUGGGGACCGGGGAGCCCUCAGCCCCGGUCCGAAGGUGACUCUACCGCGGACCUGGAACCGGAUUCUUCAACAAGACCGAACAAGUCUCAGCCCUAUGGGCUUUGGGGGCCACGGAUUGAUUGGCUUGUGUGCGUUUGCGAACCAACAAGCGUCUGCUGUGCAGUUCCUCAAUGGCGAUAGGGCUGAGUUGCGUGGGGGCACUAGGGGGGUUUCCGGUGGGCUACGGCGAUAGCCUAGUCUCUUCGAUGGGACGCCUUAUGGGCAGUGUAUCGGUAGUUUCUCUUCGUGUUGGAGGGGGAGAAGCUUUACACAUCAGGUUUUU